AUGUCAGGUUGCUCAAACCUGGUUGUACUCUGGCUCAUGAACAACAAACUGAGUGGAGAAAUUCCUGAAGAGCUCGGUUCAAUGCUAAAGCUACAAGAAUUCGGUUUGGGUGGGAACAACCUAACCGGGAGCAUGCCUUCUUUCAUUGGGAACUUUUCUUCACUAAAGGAACUUUAUUUAACCCAAAACAACUUGGGUGGGAGCAUUCCCCAAGUUCUAGGCCACUUGACAAACUUGCAAGUGAUUGACAUUGCAAGUAACAUAUUAUCAGGUACAAUUCCAUCUUCGUUACUCAAUCUCUCUUCCCUCGUUGUGUUUGAAGCUGAAGAGAACCAUAUAGAGGGGACUCUUCCUGCAACCAUAGGCCUUAAACUCCCAAAUCUUGAAUCUUUUAGCAUUUCUUCAAACCAACUUGAGGGGCCAAUUCCUCCGUCAUUAUCGAAUUGCACAAAGCUAGGCUGGCUUCUACUUAAUGAUAAUCGAUUUUCGGGGAAAGUACCUUUUUUGGAGAAGUUGUAUAAGCUAAGUAGGUUUCUAGUUGGUUAUAAUCAGCUUGGAAGUGGAAAACCUGAAGACUUGAGCUUCCUUUGCUCGUUAACUAAUAGCACCAAAUUAGAGUUUGUGGGUGGUGGGUAUAACAAGUUUGGUGGGGUGUUACCUAAAUGCAUACGUAAUUUAUCCACCACUCUCACAGUAUUUGCUCUACGCAAAAAUCAAAUCUCUGGUGAGAUUCCAAAAGAAAUGGGGAAUUUUAUCAAACUGAGAUAUUUGCUUAUGGGUUAUAACCAGCUUUCAGGUGUUAUACCCUCAAAUUUGGAUACUCUACAAGAUGUAGGGAUGUUGCAAUUAAAUGAUAAUAAUCUAGGAGGGACCAUCCCAUCUUCUUUGGGAAAUCUAACCAAGUUGAUUUCUCUAUAUCUUGCUGGAAACCACUUUCACGGGCAAAUUCCUUCACAUCUAUCAAAUUGCCAGUCUCUUAAUCUACUUGACCUGUCUAACAACAAUUUGAGCGGUACCAUACCCCCACAGCUUAUAGGUCUCUCAUCAUUAGUGAUUAUUCUGAAUUUGUCUUGGAACCAUUUGACCGGGGAUCUACCCAUAGAAGUUGGCAACUUGAGAGCCUUGACUGCUUUGGACAUUUCAAACAAUUUGUUGGAAGGUGAAAUCCCAACCGAUUUACGUGAUUGCACUGCAUUGACAUCAAUGAGGAUGGGGGGCAACCUCUUCCACGGCUUCAUUCCUCAAUCAAUCGUAUCAUUAAGAGGCAUUGAAGAAUUAGAUCUUUCACGCAAUAAUUUGUCAGGUCAAAUUCUAGCAUUUUUAGCAGAAUUUCGCUUCUUGAAACUUCUGAAUUUAUCGUACAAUAAUUUUGAAGGCAUGUUGCCACGUGAAGGAGUCUUUAAAAAUGUUACCGGUGCUUCUAUUAUUGGGAACAAUAAGCUCUGUGGUGGACUGCCAGAAUUUCACCUCCCCAACUGCAUCUCCAAAAGCUCUAAGAGUAGAGAGAGAAAUAUAGUGAUAUUGUCUGCUUCUAUUAUUUUCGGAGUUUUUGGAAUAGCUUUUAUAUAUCUUUGUUGGUCGAAGAAGAAAGUAAAUGAACCAAUAUCAAAUUCGAGAAAUGAUUCACAUCCAAACAUGUCGUAUGGAGCACUCCUAAAAGCAACCGACGGUUUUUCUUCAAUGAAUUUGAUUGGUGUUGGGAGCUUCGGUUCUGUUUAUCGGGGGAUACUUGAAGACAAUGGAAUUGUUGUUGCCGUGAAGGUGCUUCAUUUAGUCCAUCAUGGUGCUUUGAAGAGCUUUUUUGUUGAGUGCGAGGCAUUUAAGAACAUUAGACAUCGAUUUCUUUUGAAGAUAUUAGCAGUUUGCUCAGGUAGUGAUUAUCAAGGAAACGAUUUUAAGGCGUUGGUCUAUCAAUUCAUGGAAAACGGAAGCUUGGAGCGGUGGCUACACCCAAAUGCAGCAUCAUCUCUUGGGAACAAGCUCCCAAGAAAUUUGAAUUUCAUUCAGAGGAUAAAUAUCGCUAUUGAUGUUGCUUUCGCAUUGGAUUAUCUUCAUCACCAGUGCCACAUCCCCAUUGUUCAUUGUGAUCUAAAGCCAAUCAAUAUCCUCUUAGAUGCCGAGAUGGUUGCACAUGUUGGUGACUUUGGAUUGAUGAAAUUCCUUCUCGGAUCAUCCAUUGAUACCGUAGCUAAUCAGAUGAGCUCGAUGGGUCUUAGAGGGACAAUUGGUUAUGUUCCACUCGGUACUCUCUCUCUCUCUCUCUCUCUCUCUCUCUCUCCCCCUAUGAAGCUAUGA
Eucalyptus grandis is the source of this 2295-nucleotide messenger RNA. Its product is annotated as probable LRR receptor-like serine/threonine-protein kinase At3g47570. Gene Ontology annotation, molecular function: protein kinase activity; protein binding; ATP binding. NCBI's taxonomy places the organism in Eukaryota, Viridiplantae, Streptophyta, Magnoliopsida, Myrtales, Myrtaceae. The coding region runs from base 1 to 2295 and encodes 764 amino acids. Gene Ontology annotation, biological process: protein phosphorylation. The transcript has a single exon. The record is from RefSeq and is a predicted model, not a curated record.